GACUUCCUAAAGGGAUAUCUAUGGGUAAAUCUUGUUGAUUGGCUGAAAAUGAUGGUCGGAAACAGGCGCUCGGAGGAAGUAGUGGACCCUAACAUUGAAACCAGACCAUCGGCAAGAGGCCUAAAACGAGCCCUUUUAACUUCUUUGAGGUGUGUCGAUCCAGAUUCUGACAAAAGACCUAAGAUGAGCCAAGUAGUGCGUAUGCUUGAGUCAGAGGAAUAUCCUAUACCAAGAGAGGAUCGAAGGCACCGAAGAACUCAUGCAGGUAGCAUGGAGAUUGAAUCCCAGGAGUAUAUUGACACCGACAAGAGUGGCAACCCAGAUCCAAGAUCAGAGAGCAAAAGGAACAACAGAACAAAGGCAAAUAGUGAUUUUAUAGAUGACCUGGGGACAUAUGAAUUGAAAUCGUAA
Ilex paraguariensis (yerba mate) is the source of this 411-nucleotide messenger RNA. The record is from the annotation of a GenBank genome assembly. Lineage: Eukaryota; Viridiplantae; Streptophyta; Magnoliopsida; Aquifoliales; Aquifoliaceae.